UCCCCCCCUGCCCCCCAACAGGACAACUGUCGCCUGACCCCCAACUCAGGCCAGGAGGACGCCGACAACGACGGCAUCGGGGACCAAUGUGACGAUGACGCCGAUGGCGACGGCAUCAAGAACGUCGAGGAUAACUGCCGCCUGGUCCCCAAUAAGGACCAGCAGAACUCGGACACGGACUCGUUUGGGGACGCGUGCGAUAACUGCCCCAACGUCCCCAAUAACGACCAGCGCGACACGGAUGGAAAUGGGGAGGGGGACGCGUGUGAUAAUGACAUCGAUGGG
Molecule: messenger RNA, 285 nt
Organism: Coturnix japonica (Japanese quail)
Lineage: Eukaryota; Metazoa; Chordata; Aves; Galliformes; Phasianidae
Source: RefSeq, a predicted model, not a curated record